Manihot esculenta (cassava) is the source of this 1465-nucleotide messenger RNA. Its product is annotated as AT-hook motif nuclear-localized protein 10. The transcript is spliced from 6 exons. The record is from RefSeq and is a predicted model, not a curated record. Gene Ontology annotation, molecular function: minor groove of adenine-thymine-rich DNA binding. Bases 165 to 1235 code for a protein of 356 amino acids. NCBI's taxonomy places the organism in Eukaryota, Viridiplantae, Streptophyta, Magnoliopsida, Malpighiales, Euphorbiaceae.
AGUAAAUAAAAAUAAAAGAAAAAGAGAAUUAAAAAUUUUUUAAAAAAAUUACGAAAACCCUAGUUUCUGAGUUAUUUUUCCUUGGCGCUUCGAAGCUUGCAUCGACCUUCAUGUACAAAAUCCAAUUUCCUAUUGGGUUUUAGAGGUAUACGCUGAUGAGGUAGAUGAUGAUGAUUGGGAUCCAAGAAAAAUGUCAGGAAAGAGAAUCAUAUGGUGGAGGCGGUGAAAGGAAUCAGAGCCCAACCAUAACCCCAACAUCAAAUAUGAACUUGGCAUUCAGAGCAGAUGGGGUUACUGACGUUUACAAGCCCAUCAUGCCUAUUACUAACGAUGAUACACUUCAUCAUGUUCAAUCAAUCCCGCCGCACCACCAUGAGAUGAUGCUAAUGGGUUGUGGCGGGAUCGGCAUAGGUGUUGGUGGUGAUGGACUUGACAUGAAUACUGCGGAACCAAUCAAGAGGAAACGCGGGCGGCCAAGGAAAUACUCUCCACCCCAUGGUAAUGUCAACCUCAACCUAACAUCUCCGUUGUCCCACCACCACCAGCACCAUGAGCCCCACCAGUCUCCUCUUCUUCAUUCUGGAUUCCAGUCACCUUCUUCCCCAUCAUCAACUUCAAAGAAAGCAAGGGGCAGACCUCCUGGUUCUGGCCGCAAAAACCAACUUACUCUUGGAUCAGGAGUUGGAUUUGCACCACAUGUUAUAACAGUGAAGGCUGGAGAGGAUGUGUUAUUGAAGAUAAUGUCAUUCUCCCAAAAUGGCCCAAGAGGUGUCUGCAUUUUGUCAGCAAAUGGUGCUGUAUCCAAUGUAACACUUCAUCAACCUGCAACAUCAGGUGGAACUGUAACAUAUGAGGGACGAUUUGAGAUUUUGUCACUAUCUGGUUCAUUUCUCCCUUCGGAGAGUAGUGGUCAGCGCGGUAGAACAGGUGGCUUAAGUGUUUUACUAGCCGGGCCUGAUGGUCGUGUUCUAGGUGGAGUGGCAGUUCUCCUCACAGCAGCAUCUUCUGUUCAGGUUAUUGUUGGUAGUUUUAUUUCGGAAGAUUGGAAAGAAUCAAGUCUGGGGAUUAACCAACCUGAAACCUUGUAUGCUCCAGGCGCAUCAAUAGCAGGAAGCCCUACGUCCCGUGGAACUUUUAGUGAAUCGUCUGUUGGGCUUGGAAGCCCUCCUAACCACAGCACUGGAGGCUGCAACAACAGCACUCUCCUGGGCAUGCCGAAUGUGCCAUGGAAAUAGACAAGACUCCCUCCUAUAAUUUGUUCUUUUGUGUGAGCCUCGACACUCAGAGAGAAGCUGAUACCAUAGAAUGUCUCCUCUUGCGAUCCGUAGACAGUGUUGUUCAACUUAUACCACAGAAUACCUACCCUUGGAGCUUGGUAGGCUAUCCUUUUUGCAUAGAAUCAGGUGUUCUAUUUUAUAUUUUUAUAUUUUUUUAUAUUUCCGAAUAAUGUAUGUUUUCUGUAAAA